AUGUCUUCCAACUCAGAUAAUUCCCUCAAAGCUGAGGUCGACCGCCUGCGACUUGAGCUACAGGCUCUCCAGAUCUCCACUGGCGUAAAAGGCAUCACUAUAGGCAAAUAUUUGCUCACUCGUCUCAGUCAACUCGGCGUACGGUCCAUGUUUGGCCUGCCAGGAGACUUCAAUCUUGGAUUUUUGGAUGUCGUCGACGACUUCCCUGAUAUUGAUUGGGUUGGGAACUGCAAUGAGCUGAACGCUGCUUAUGCCGCCGAUGGAUAUGCCCGCAUCAAGUCAAGCUCCCUUGGCGUCAUCCUCACUACAUUUGGUGUUGGUGAAUUGUCUGCAGUAAAUGGAAUUGCGGGAGCCUUUUCGGAAAUGGUCCCUGUUCUACAUAUUGUUGGUGUACCAAGCACCAUCCAGCAAAAAACCAAACCCCUUCUUCAUCAUACCCUUGGCGACGGCAGGUUUGAUGCAUACCGUCAAGCCGCGAGCCACUUUGCUAUCAAGAACGCUGCAAUCCUUGACAAAGCGGACGCCGCCAAGCAGAUUGAUGACUUACUCACAGCAUGUAUCACGAAAGCCCGCCCUGUAUAUCUCAAUCUGCCUACAGACAUGGUAAAUGUCGAAAUCUCAUCGGAACGGCUCAAAAUACCCUUGUCGCACCGUCCACCUUCCAAUCCCGAGCAGGAGGAGGAAUUUGUCAUUGAACUUAUUGAAGAACGUGUAAAAGAGGCUGAAGGUGAUGUAGUCGUCAUCGUUGACGCCUGCGUCAUUCGACACGAUUGCCGCGAAGAAGUCAAAAAGUUCUUGAAAGACACUGGUUUCCCUGUGUAUGCCACACCCAUGGGUAAGACUGCGGUCGACGAAAAUUACGAGCGUUACGGAGGGAUAUACGUUGGGUCUUUAACUGCACCAUUGAUCAAGGAGAAAGUCGAAUCCGCUAAACUCAUCAUUUCAAUCGGUUCCCUCAUGAGCGAUUUCAACACCGGAAACUUUUCGUAUAAUAUUCCCAAACGCCAUCAUAUUGAACUGCACUCCGACCACACCCUCGUGCAGUACGGCCGUUUUGACGGCAUUGGCAUGAAAAACCUCCUCCCCAAGCUCACCGAGAAAUUAAAGUCCUUUUACCCUGUCUCGAGCCAGAUCAAGGUUCCGGAUUACAUCAAGCAAUUGCCUCAAGAAGAGACCUCUAUCAUCACCCACAAGUGGUUCUGGCCUCGCCUCGGGUUCUUCUUCAAGCCUAAGGAUGUGAUCGUUGCUGAUACUGGAACAUCCAAUUUCGGCAUUCUUGAGGUUCCUCUUCCUGCCAAUGCUGUCAUGGUCAGCCAGAUUCUAUGGGGUAGUAUCGGUUGGUCUGUCGGCAGCUGUCUCGGUGCCGCUCUGGCAGCCAAGGAAGUUGGCUUGAACCGUACUAUCUUGUUUGUUGGAGAUGGUAGCAUACAAUUGACAGUGCAAGAAAUUUCCGUGAUGAUUAGGAAGGGACUAAAACCUAUCAUCUUCAUUUUGAACAACAAAGGUUACACCAUAGAACGAAUGAUCCACGGGAAGCACAGAAAAUAUAACGAUAUCGCCGACUGGAACUGGACUUCGCUGCUGCACACCUUGAACGACGGUAAUAAGCAUGAAACUGCCAGCUAUACCGUCCAUAACAAGCGCGAACUCAAUGAUCUUCUCGACGACGAGUCUUUCGCCAGCGCAAGCAAGAUUCAAGUCGUCGAGGUCAUUAUGGAUGCGCUCGACGCUCCCUUGGCUCUCGUGAGACAAGCUGAGAUGACAGGGAAAGGCAACACUUACGGCGAUGGAUCAUAA
Molecule: messenger RNA, 1797 nt
Organism: Psilocybe cubensis
Lineage: Eukaryota; Fungi; Basidiomycota; Agaricomycetes; Agaricales; Agrocybaceae
Exons: 12
Coding region: 1-1797 (598 amino acids)
Molecular function (GO): magnesium ion binding; thiamine pyrophosphate binding; carboxy-lyase activity
Source: RefSeq, a predicted model, not a curated record